GGUUGCUAUAACACUGCAGUCUUUUUUUCUUCUUCCCUCAUCCAAGGAAGGUGUCUCUCUCUCUUCUUCUGGAAAUGACCCUGGCAGAUACUUCACUCUAGUUACCCACCUGGAGAGGAAGAGGAGAAAACAAACAAAAGGGGUGCACAGAAGGGAGGGAGAGAAGAGGAGAGGGAACCUGAAUGCAAUGCUCUACUGGCUGGACUGUGAAACUGAUAUACAGAAAGGGAGGGAGACAGAGGUAAAGAAGGAGUGAGGCAAGUAGCAGGUAGACCUGCGAAACAGCAGCUGCGGGAAGGGGAACAGAGGAAAAGCAGAAAGGGGGAGUUAGAGAGGAGAAAGAGAGAACGAACCAGGACGAACAGGAAAACCAGGCAAGGAAAGUGGUAGAGCGCUCACUUAAAGGAAACCAAUGAAUUCUCUCCUCAUUUCAGUUACCUAUCCUUUUCUCACGUAUCUUUUCCUUUCACUCAUCCCCACGCAUUCACCUCAGUGUUGUCUCUUGGUCUGCACAUCUUCUCUCCUUUUAACUUUUCUGCAUGUGAGGGAAAGUGGAGCCAAGACAAUGGACACUGGUGAACAUUCAGAAUCAAUUCCAACUGGAUGUAGUACUAGCGUGCGGUCUUAAUGGAGAAGUGGUUCUGGUGUAAAAGAGACUGAUUGGCUAAAACCCUGUUGUUGUUGUCAAGAGUGACUGUUUUCUCUGCCAGAGCGCACCUGCUCCGGAAUUUCUAAUGGCACCAGAUGUGACGUAUCACUCAGCCAACCGAUCAGAUGAGAGCAGUUCUGGAUGUGCCAAGCGCUCUUGCAAUUAUGUGCGUCCGAUUCACCUGAGAUUAGCAGGAAUUGGAAAAACUAAAGCUUCUUUGUGAAAGACAAGUGUAGUUGUGGGAUUUGGGAAAGGAACAUAUAAUGAACAGGUGUUGUAGGAUUAAGCAACGUUAAAACGGGAAUAUACAGGUGUAGGAUUACGAAUGAAGGCACUCUGGAUAACCACAGAUGACAAGACAUCGUCCACAGACGAAUUUGAGGUGAUGUGUUUUAAUCUUAGCUGGUCUAUCACUGCAGGGGCACAGUUGGACUGCAUGCCUAAUCACGCUUCAGUUUCUGUGGUGAAAUCACUGUAGGCUGGUUUGCUUAGAAACUAUUGGGAACAGGUGCUAUUCCACAUUACUGGCACCACAACUAUGCACAUUUGUCCCCUGAGGACACGCUAUUUGUACUUUGUGUCUCUGUUUAGGUCUUAAGUGACUUUUUUUGUGUGGGCUCUCAAAGACCUCUUGAAGCUCUUGAGGGGGUUGAAAUAAAACUUUGGCUGUUGCUAGCGACUCACCUCUGGUUGGUCCAUGAGGCGCUCGAGCACGGACGAGACGCCUUACCGGCGCAGUCCCUCACUGGACAGCAAGCCCGAGACGCCACCCUUCAACUCGGGUUUCCACAGCUACAGUGGCGAGUACGAGUAUAAACGUCCGCCCUUUGCAUUCGGCUUCCACACGGCGCCGGGUCCGCAGGCGGCUAAAGGCCGCUACACCACCUCGCAGGGGAAGAAGUAUGUGGUGUUUUACCUGGACCUCUCCUUCAUCUUCCUCCUAGAGCUGCGGCGCUGCAGGAUGGCUGAGGGCUGCAUGAGGAGCCUGCGCUACGGUAUGGUCUUCUUCAACCUCCUCUUCUGGUUGGGGGGUUGUGGAAUACUGGGCGUGGGGGUAUGGCUGUCAGUGACCCAGGGCAACUUUGCCACACUCUCCUCAUCCCUCCCAUCCCUCUCAGCAGCCAAUCUACUCAUUGCGGUCGGGACCAUCAUCAUGGUGAUUGGUUGCCUCGGCUGUGUCGGAGCUGUCAAAGAAAGUCGUCCGCUAUUGCUGAGUUUCUUCAUCCUCCUUCUGCUGAUCUUCUUCUUGGAGAUUCUGUCCAUCAUGCUCUUCUUUGUUUACCAAGACCAGAUUGAUCACUAUGCCCAGAGGGAUUUGAAGAGGGGACUCCAGCUCUUUGGCACCGAAGGCAACGUAGGCUUGACCAAUGCCUGGAUGAUCGUACAAACUGAUUUCCGCUGCUGUGGCGUGACCAACCAUACGGACUGGUUUGAGGUGUACAAUGCCAGCCGCGUGCCCGAUUCCUGCUGUCUGGAGUACAGCGACAACUGUGGCCUCGUGAACCCAGGGACCUGGUGGACCGCGCCAUGUUACGAGCGGGUGAAGGAUUGGAUACAACAGAAUCUGGUGGCCCUGUGGAUAUUUGCCUUGUGUACGGCACUCACACAGAUUCUGGGUUUGGUCUUCUCUAUGACCAUGUUCUGCCAAGCAGUCAAAGUGGAGACCUUCUACGCCUAGCAGUGUCCCCUCUUUGCCCCAAAGGACUCUGUGAAUGAGUGAGGCACACACCUCUCUCUCUCUCUCUCUCUCUAGGACAGACCUUUCUCACCAACGACUCGCCGACCAAUCCUCAUGUAAACAUCUUCACAACGACCUGUACUGUAAAACAAGCACAAUGUACUAUCGGGAGCCAAUGGAUGUUUUUUUGCUGAAUUAAAUGUUAUUCGCUCAUUUUGUGGUCAACAUAUAUAUGUAAUAUAUAGGAGUAAUCCUUUUUUUUAAAGAUUUGUUUUAAAUGAUUUUGAAUCAUUCUAUAAUCUUAAGUGUUUUUGAAACGAGAGGAGAGCUAAGGAAUGCAGGUCAAGAGUGCAUUUAUUAAGACAGGCCAUAUGAGUAGUAAAGUGCAUGGCUCUUAUAAUGGUGUUAGUAAAUGUUUGGCUCAUCCAAAUCAACUUUUCCUUGAGUUUUUUAUUUAUUUUUUAUUCCAACGUCAAGAAAUACUGUAAAUUAUAGUGUGUUGUAACAGUGAAUUCAUAAUAAUACUUAUUUAAUAAACAAGUUCAUCUGUAGGGA
Messenger RNA from Oncorhynchus masou masou (cherry salmon), 2882 nucleotides. RefSeq names its product tetraspanin-4-like. The coding region runs from base 1347 to 2327 and encodes 326 amino acids. The record is from RefSeq and is a predicted model, not a curated record. NCBI's taxonomy places the organism in Eukaryota, Metazoa, Chordata, Actinopteri, Salmoniformes, Salmonidae. Gene Ontology annotation, cellular component: plasma membrane. The transcript has 7 exons.